This is a messenger RNA of Xenopus laevis (African clawed frog), 592 nucleotides long. It is a transcript of the gene ccdc172.S, whose product is annotated as pancreatic triacylglycerol lipase-like. Lineage: Eukaryota; Metazoa; Chordata; Amphibia; Anura; Pipidae. The transcript is spliced from 5 exons. The record is from RefSeq and is a predicted model, not a curated record. Bases 1 to 579 code for a protein of 192 amino acids.
AUGAGCCUGGAUUCUCUGUUUGAGUACAUUUUACUGACAGAACAGCAGGCCUCCGAGAUGAACCGACACCUACCAGAGGGGUUGGACCCAGCUGAGCCUUGCUUCCAGAACACUCCCCCAGAAGUCAGGCUGGAUAUCUCCGAUGCUGCUCUGGUUGAUGUCAUUCACACUGAUGCUGGUCCUUUUAUUCCAGAUCUUGGUUUCGGGAUGAGCCAAGUGAUUGGCCACCUGGAUUUCUUCCCUAAUGGAGGAGUUCACAUGCCGGGAUGCACUCAGAAUGUUGAGGUCCCAGAUGUCACUGUGGAAGACGUGUGGAGUGGUGGUAUUGACUUUUUAACCUGUAACCAUGAGCGUGCAGUCAAGUACUACACCGACAGUAUCACCAGUUCUAACACAUUCGUGAGCUUUCCCUGCACUAACUGGGAGACCUAUGAGUUGGCGGUGCCGGAUGCCCAAGGAUGGGUCACUAUGCAGACACAUACAAUGGCGUUACCUCUUCCAGCCAAGUCUUCUAUCUCACCACCCCUUAAAAGCAGCUCCUGCCAUAGUUACAUCUGUACUAACCACAGCUCUAAUUAAAUGUUAUUUUGCA